Cyprinodon variegatus (sheepshead minnow) is the source of this 846-nucleotide messenger RNA. It is a transcript of the gene ift27, whose product is annotated as intraflagellar transport 27. The record is from RefSeq and is a predicted model, not a curated record. The transcript has 7 exons. Gene Ontology annotation, molecular function: GTPase activity; GTP binding. Gene Ontology annotation, cellular component: Golgi apparatus. NCBI's taxonomy places the organism in Eukaryota, Metazoa, Chordata, Actinopteri, Cyprinodontiformes, Cyprinodontidae. The coding region runs from base 136 to 702 and encodes 188 amino acids.
UGAGCGCUUACGAGGAAUGGUUGCUAAGAAACAAGUUUUGUUCAUGUUGCCGAGGCAAGGGAUCUAAAGCACUAAUGGACGAUUUAUUUAAAGAAUCUUAGCAUCUUCACGUGAGGUUUCGAACCUUUUCAUAUAAUGGUGAAGUUGAGGGCAAGAUGUCUGUUUGUCGGGGACGCAGCAGUAGGGAAAAGUUCUCUUUGUCAUACAUUCUACAGUGAUGGAUCCCUGUUCCAGAAGAACUACAGCUUGACAACAGGAGUGGAACUACUGAUGAAAUGUAUCAACAUCCCAGAGACCAACGACUCCGUGGAGCUCUAUAUCUUAGACUCUGCAGGGAAGGAGACGCUAGUGGAGAGCUGUGAGAAAAUGUGGGGGCAGCCAUCUCUGCUGUGUCUGGUGUUUGAUUUGACCAAUGAGAAGUCUUUUGCUAACUGCAGCUAUUGGAUGGAAAGAGUCCACGGACACUGCAAAGGUCUCCAGAUACCAGGUGUACUUUUGGGUAACAAGUCAGAUCUUUCAGCUAGAAGGGAAGUACAAUCAUCUGUGGCCAAAGAGUGGGCCCAAAGCCACGGACUGGAGUAUCACGAGACAUCAGCGAAAGAGAGGGACAACUGUGAUGCACCGCUCCUAAGUUUAGCCCAAGCUUUCCAUUCUCUUUACCAGGAGCGGCGAGAGGCCAUCCAAAACCUCAGCCCAGACUAAGCCUCUGCCUCUAUUUCUUCACCACGGUUACAUAAACCUAGAAGAAGCUGAAAACCAUUAAGACUUCACAAAAUGAGGAAAUGACAUUAAAAUAAUAUGAUUUUCAGAAAAGGAUGCAGAAAGGAUUUCUGGGUACUUUGAUGC